AGUUUGUGUUGUGUUGUGACGGGUCGUCUGGAAUCAGGCCGUCUGCGGUCUCUUGCUGUUGUCAAUAAUGGCGGAAGAGCCAUCCAGCAGCACAACGUCUUCCGUCCAGCUGCCUCAACAGUUUCACGCAAUCCAUGGAACUUUAGUGCAGCUCUCGGAGAAUGGAUUUUCAGCCUUCCGUCUCCGCCCUAGUCAUGAAUUCAAUCAGGGGCUGGUAUUCUCCAGUCGGUCACUUAAGGAUGAGCAGGUCUUUGAAGUCCGUAUCGACCGCAAGGUUCACUCAUGGACAGGUAGUAUACAAAUCGGGAUCACCACACAAGAUCCAGCCACCUUCCACCCCGCCCCCCCACCAAAUGCUCUAGAUAUUGUCAAUAAAUCAUGGGUUUUGUCUGGAUGCAACCUAUUUGAAAAUGGCAAAAUUAUAGUGGAAGAUUAUGGACCAAAUCUGGAUGAGUUGAGCGAGGGAGAUAGAGUUGGUAUCAUGCGAACUUCAGAAGGGGAUUUGGUAUUCUAUGUCAACUCAUUUGCUCAAGGCGUAGCUGUUUCAGGCAUCCCCCAAACCAUUUAUGCUCUUGUGGAUUUGUACGGAAAGUGUGUAGAGGUGACUGUGACUAACCACAGGGAGACUCAGUCACAACCUAGACCAUUACUAAGUAAGAUCCCAAUCACAUUCUUUGUAUCAUCUCUGAAACCUAUAUUUCUUGUUACAUCCACAGCAUUAAGCUCAGUUGUUAUGGAUAGUAAUCAAGUUAAUCAAGAAGAAGAGUCUUGUAGUACUGCGAGCACACCAAGCGGGGCACUUCAGGAUCGACUGCGAUUUCAUCACAGGUGUGGAACAAUGGUUAAACUUUCAGCGGGACAGCGAACAGGUGAACGCAGGCGACCAUUAGACGAAUUUAACAACGGGGUCGUAAUGACUCAACGUCCACUUUUACCUGACGAACUCUUUGAAAUUCGCAUCGAUAGUUUAGUGGACAAAUGGUCCGGCUCUAUUGAGGUGGGAAUCACUACCCACAACCCAGUCGCCCUGGAUUUCCCAUCUACUAUGACCAAUCUUCGUAGUGGCACGAUUAUGAUGUCGGGUUGUGGUAUCUUGACGAACGGAAAAGGGACUCGUCGCGAAUAUGGCCAAUGCAAUUUGGACGAAUUAGGUGAAGGAGACCGAAUUGGAUUGAUCCGCAAGGCGAACGGUGAUCUACACUUUUACGUUAACAGUCGUGAUCAAGGUGUUGCUGCCUCUAAUGUACCAAAUCCUGUAUGGGGCGUCGUGGAUCUCUAUGGACGCACAGUCAGAGUUUCACUGAUUGACCGGGAAGACGCUAUUAAAGCUCCAACAAAUGAACCGGAAGAAGAUUCACCCGUAGUAGAACAACUGCUGUUUCAUACGCGAUGUGGCUUGCAUGCAGCUGUAGUGAACGGUGGCACGACAGGACACAGACCAAAUGCACAAAGCGAUUUUAAUCAUGGUGUAGUGCUGACUAGUAGGCCGUUAAAGCCAGAUGAAUUGUUUGAAGUAGUGUUGGACAAGGUGGUACUCAAGUGGGCGGGCUCAAUCGAGAUUGGGGUUACGACUCAGCGGCCGGAAGAUCUGGACUUUCCAGCCACAAUGACAAAUGUCCGUUCUGGCACUUGGAUGAUGACGGGGAACGGUGUCAUGCACAACGGGCUAACAGUGUUGGAUGAUUAUGGAACGUCGCUUGACCGUCUGGGUUCGGGUGAUCGGGUUGGCGUGAUCAGGCGCUCAAAUGGAGUACUGCACUUCUUCGUUAACGGUGAAGAUCAAGGCCCAGCAGCCGGAAAUGUUCCGGAUAAGGUCUACGGGGUUGUCGACUUGUACGGACAAGCAGCCCAAGUAUCCAUAGUAACUCCAUCCCCCGCAACUCCACUUACAGAUUCGUCUCCCUAUCCAUCGUAUCUCUACCCAGCACCAUCACAUCUACUAGCGCCUUUAGUGUCGCCUACCUCAUUGGCCGACUCCACCUACGCCCUCCCCACUUCAUCUUCUUCGACUUCGGCAUCGUCUACGCUCAUUCACACGGACUUGAGCUUUCACAAGUUACACGGUCGUAACACGACACUGUCCAGUAAUUGCCUGACGGCAAGCAGGCCAAAUGCUUUAUCAGAAUUCAACGAUGCCAUCUGCAUAACGUCGAGACCACUAAGGCCCGGAGAAGUUUUUGAAGUGAUCAUUGAGAAACUAGUUGAACGGUGGUCUGGAUCUCUUGAACUUGGUGUCACGUCAAUCCGACCUGAGAAUUUGGAUUUCCCGUCCACUAUGACGGACAUCACAUACGGGACGUGGAUGCUGAGCGGUUCUUCAGUUAUGCAGGAUGGAACUAUCACUCGAAACGGUUAUCCACUAGACUUGGAUGCCUUGCACGAAGGAAACCGUGUAGGAUUAUUACGCCAUGCGGAUGGAAGCCUUCACUACUACCUUAAUGACCAAGAUCAAGGAGCAGCGUGUUGGGGUGUACCACAAGAUCUCUAUGCUGUCAUCGAUUUAUACGGGCAGUGUGCCCAAGUGUCACUGGUCCACAGACCCUUACAGGCGUCAGGUAUACCACCCGAUCAGCAGGAGGGAGAUGCUACUCCGUUGGAUUCUACCACCAGUGAACUAGCAUCAGGAGGCCAGCCGCAUAGACAUUGCCAUCGUCUGUCGCCUCACUGUGGUCGGGCGAUCACUAUUUCAGACGAUGGACGGACGGCCAAGCGGGAGGAUAAGGAUUUCGAAAAUGGACUUGUAUUCAGCUUGUUGCCGCUGCAACCUGAAGAGUCAUUUGACGUGCGAAUUGAGACUAUAUCACAGCGCUGGGCUGGCUCUUUAGGGAUUGGCAUCACGACGUUCCAUCCGCAAGAAGGAACUGUCAUUCCUUCUACACUGAGUGGCUUAGAUUCUGCGUGGUACAUUUCCGGUUCGAAUGUUUUCCAGUCAGGGCGCCAAUUUCUGGCAUCUUGCCUACCUCUAGAACACUUGGUUGUGGGUGAUGUCGUCAGCAUUCGCCGAACAGUAGAAUCUGCACUUCGUUUUGCCAUAAACGGCCGUGACUUGUCGGUGCUCAUUCCCAACAUUCCACACGGCGCAUACGUCGUGUUGGAUCUGCAUGCAAUGGUUCAAUCAGUGAGCGUCAAAAGCAUUGGGAAAGUUGGAUCGCUACCCGAAUCACUUGCUACCACGCCGGCAGCUGCGGCGACUAGUUCUGUACCAGCUGCUACUGGAACGCUACCGUUGUCCUUAAGCCAGCUAGCAUUGCGCGAAGCAAUGCAAGGUAUUCAGAGCGCUUUUAGCAGCCGCUUCGGGAUCGCAUUCAGCCAGCAGCAACGCUUUCACGACCACCAUGGACGCAAUAUUGUCUUUAAGAACAAUGGCCAAACAGCUCAACGGACGGCCAGCUACAAUCAAGGUCUGGUGUAUUCUAAAGAGCCCAUUGUACCCGGAAGCUGUUUUCAGGUCAAGAUAGAACAAUUGGAUGAACGUUGGACAGGCUCGUUAAUGCUGGGUGUUACGGCCAUUCCACCGGACAAGAUGCCAUCUACCCCGCCUACCUGUGCUCUAUUACUAAAAAGGCCUAGCUGGAUCAUUAGCGGACGAGCUCUUCAUCAAGGUGGUCGUAAAGUGCGAUCUGAUCUCAAAUUUGAUCUGAAUGAAUUACGAGUCGGUCAAAGCGCUGGAGUCCAUCUAAGCCAAACAGGUCAUCUGCACGUUUUGAUCGACGGAUUUGAUUGUGGCUCCGUGGCUUGGGUUGGAACCAGUGAAUCUCUCUUUGCCGUUAUCGAUCUUUAUGGCAAAACCGCAGAAAUUUCCACGGUUUCACUGCGUUCCGCAUCAACCACAACUUCAACCCCUACGACACAGCCGGCAUUGAAUGAGGAAAAAGCCCUGCGAGAAAGUUCGAAUUCGGAGAAAAGUUUGACAGGAGGAAAAACCAAUUCCCAUCGGUCGUGUCGUUACAAACUCGCUUGCUCAAGAUUCGUUAAUAUAAUGGGUCUGCCGGACGCGUACCUGGAGAGCGAGGGUAGUGUUUGCGGUUGCGCCCAGUGCUUCUGUGAGCAAGAAGGCACGUUAAAUAAAGUCGGCGAAGAAAUGAAAGGCUGGUGCCGCUGGAUUGUCAGAAAUCGACGGUCAGUCGACAAGAAAGAUGGUCCUGGUAGUAACGAAAAAUGGCAAACAGCGUUUCAUGGCACACGUCCAAGCGUGGUACGACGCAUUCUUGAUGAAGGUCACUUGCUUUCACCGGAUCUUAAUGUCUGGCAAAGAACAAAGGCAGCCCGUCGUAGUAGUAAAGGUAACGAUGGUGAAUCGAACGGCCAGCUUCUCUUUUCCCCAUCUUUACAGCCAGCUACGUUAGCUCCAACUGCAGAGCUCUAUGAUCCACUGCAUAAGAAAAUUCAACGAGGUCAAGUUGUUCUUCAAGUUCUUGUUCAGCCUGGAUCCUACAAGGUUCGAAAAGCAACAAGUCCCCUCAAUGCUCUAGCGCCGUUAGCACCAGCAGCCAUUACUAUGGGUGGGUCGGUGACCUGCAGUUCAGAUCCAGCACACCAGCAACAAUUAUUAAACCCACACGCGGAAUCAACUGCGAUAACGGACGAGGAUCCCGCCAUAUUUUGGUACACUAAGGAGCGUGGAGCUGCUAUUGUACAAGCACUUUUGAUUAAAUUAGACGAAACUGCCUCGGCAUCUAGUUGAACCAUACCAUCUGGAAGUACACGCACGAAAUCGGGUUGUUUUCUAGCUUUAAUGGAUUAUUUGUUGUGACUGCUUCAAUAUAAUCCCAAAAUUUGAAUUCUCAUUCACUGUACAUACACAUGAACAAAUAAAUGUGCUAGCUCUUCUUCA
Daphnia magna is the source of this 4834-nucleotide messenger RNA. It is a transcript of the gene Neurl4, whose product is annotated as neuralized-like protein 4. The record is from RefSeq and is a predicted model, not a curated record. Lineage: Eukaryota; Metazoa; Arthropoda; Branchiopoda; Diplostraca; Daphniidae. The coding region runs from base 68 to 4684 and encodes 1538 amino acids. The transcript is spliced from 11 exons. Gene Ontology annotation, molecular function: ubiquitin protein ligase activity.